UUUGACAGUUACGUAUUUAUGUCUAAAUUCUAGAGUCUAGUAGCCAUGUUGUUGUGUAUAAGGAUGUCUUAGGAUGUGCUACGCCUUCUAGAUAUAAUUACAGUGUUUCUUCUCUAAAAGUGUGAAGAAUUCUCUACGAAAUUAAUAUUUAUUGAAAUAGUUAUACUUUUCGGGGUAUUGUGCUUAUGUUAAUUUAAUAAAGUUGUAAUUGAACACACGUGUAGUGAAUAGGAUCUAGAGGUGAAUGAUCCAAAUGCAUAUGCAACUAAACAUUGAUUUGAACUAGUUUAUUUGCGCGUGUUAAUCAUAAAAGACUGUUUCAACGCGUGUUCGGUUUGGAAAACUGUAGCAUUUGUUGUUGUUUUUGAUUUCUCUUACUGAAUCUUGUCAUCUUGUACCCUCAGUCGCUAAUCAAGAAAGUUCAGUCCAUUUCGUAGGAAGGGGAGUAAGCUGAAGUCAACUAUUCUUGCGAAUUCAAUAUUUUCGUCAAUUAUGAGUAAAUUAUGUGGCCUAAAGCAAAUUCCCGAAGUGUGUUGGAAAUUUCGCAGAAUGUCAACAAAUUAUUGAAACCACUCGAAAUAUGUUGUGUUUUGAUUGACUGUUUGUUGUGUCGCCAUCUUUGUCUGUUUUGGAUAGAAAGUUCCCGUGUCUCUGAAAGCACCAUUCCAUUUGGCCUUGGAAGAAGGUUACUGGCCCCAAGCACGCGGGAUUGUUUACCCCAUGAAAAUAUGGAAAAUAGUUUUUAAGGUGGACCAGCCGAUGCAAACCCCGGCUGGACUGUCGAUUCGGCCGCGGGUGGAGAAAAACAAGGGGGAUACUUGACUGCAAGGUCUUUCUCGUGGUCCAUGGCGUGGCAAAAGCAUAAUAGAACAAUGCUUAUGGAUAAAAACAAGCCUAAAAUGCCUGUAGCAACUGGUGGUGGUGGAGACCCUUCUCGUAACCAAAGGCGACAUGUUCCUCUUUAUGGAAGAUUGGUUGCCAUUGAUAAUUUGGGAUUGUCCCCAAUUACAUCGUCUUCAACUGAUAUUCAAGCCAUGCAAGCUAGAAUACCUCACACUUUUAGAGAUUCCUCAUCAGCGCCUCUCAGGAAACUCAGUGUCGACCUAAUUAAGACUUAUAAGCAUAUAAACGAGGUGUACUAUGCGAAAAAGAAACGAAGAGCUGUCCAAAUACAAGGAGAAGAUACCUCAAACAAAAAAGAAAGAAAAGUAUACAAUGAUGGUUUCGAUGAUGACAACCAUGACUACAUAAUUAAAAAUGGUGAGAAGUUCCUGGAGAGAUACGAGAUUGACUCACUCAUUGGCAAAGGUUCAUUUGGUCAAGUAGUUAAGGCCUUUGAUCAUGGUGAACAAUGUAAUGUCGCUAUAAAAAUCAUUAAGAAUAAGAAACCAUUUCUGAAUCAGGCUCAGAUUGAAGUUAAGUUAUUGGAGAUGAUGAAUCAAGCCGAUUUGGAAAAUAAAUAUUAUAUAGUUAAAUUGAAAAGACACUUCAUGUGGAGGAAUCAUUUGUGUUUAGUAUUCGAAUUAUUGUCCUAUAACCUGUAUGACUUGCUUCGAAACACUAAUUUUCGAGGCGUAUCACUCAAUCUCACUAGGAAAUUUGCACAGCAGCUUAGUACAGCGUUACUGUUCCUCUCCACACCAGAACUGAACAUCAUCCAUUGCGAUCUGAAACCUGAAAAUAUACUUUUGUGCAAUCCCAAAAGAUCGGCGAUCAAGAUUGUUGACUUUGGAAGUUCUUGCCAACUGGGUCAGAGGAUAUAUCAGUACAUUCAGUCAAGGUUUUAUAGGUCUCCUGAAGUACUUCUGGGAAUUCCUUAUGAUUUAUCGAUAGACAUGUGGUCAUUGGGUUGCAUUUUAGUUGAAAUGCAUACAGGAGAACCUUUAUUCAGCGGUGCCAAUGAAGUUGAUCAGAUGAACAAAAUCAUAGAGGUUCUAGGAAUGCCUCCCUUCGAACUACUGGAAGACGCCAAUAAAACAAGGAAAUUUUUCGAAAAAAUACCCGGGGAAAGAAGGUUUGUAUUGAAAAAGACAAAAGACGGUAAAAAGUACGAAUCUCCCGGAACACGAAGACUGCACGAUAUAUUGGGGGUUGACACUGGUGGGCCUGGAGGAAGGAGAGCAGGGGAAAUUGGACAUACGCCUGCUGACUAUCUCAGAUUCAAAGAUCUUAUUCUACGCAUGUUGGACUAUGACCCCAAGACUAGAAUCGCCCCAUAUCAUGCUUUGCAGCACAAUUUUUUUAAACGUACUUCAGAUGAGGCCACUAAUACGGCAAAAAAUGCCAGCCCCAACUUAGCAGUUUCUUCUCUGGAUAUGUCUGUAGCAAACAUUUCCAACAGCCAACAUGGAAUAAAUAUGGUUGGUCGUUCAAGAGAUAUGUUUGGGGCCCCUUUUCAUAGUUCGGGAUUUGUAGCAAUGGACUGUGACCCUUCCCCUUCGCGACAUUCACAUAGGCCAAGAUAUCAAGCUCCCCCAAGUCAUGGUCCCACGUCUCUUCAGUAUGCACCUUACCCAGGAACUAAGAUGGAGAACACCCCCCAAAAAAGCAAUCAAGCACCGAAUAAAGGUUCUCAGAAUAAGCCUCAAACAGAUAGGGACGAAAGUCCUAUGGUAUGCGUGCAGAGCCCAGUAAUUAUUCACUGAAAAAUUGCUAGGAACAAAGUGUUAUCGUUUCCAAACAAACUCGAUGUGAAUUGUGAUUUUCAACCAAAAUGACGAUAACCUGCUGGUUUUUAAUUUAGGCAAUAUAUGUGUUGAGUGUUUUAAUGUUGAUUUAUUAUGAAACAGUGAAAAGUAAUUUUUAGCAUUGAACAAUCGGUGACUGAAGACUUGUGCUAUGUAGUGCUCUAUUGCAAAUGACACUUAAUCAUAUUACGAAUAAUUUGAUUUUCGAAAAAUUUUAUUACAUCAAUUAAGUGAAUUUAAACGAAGGUAAAUUAUGACUAGUAUUGAAAUAAAUUAUAGUAAAUGCAGA
Leptinotarsa decemlineata (Colorado potato beetle) is the source of this 2976-nucleotide messenger RNA. Its product is annotated as serine/threonine-protein kinase minibrain. Gene Ontology annotation, molecular function: ATP binding; protein serine/threonine kinase activity; protein serine/threonine/tyrosine kinase activity. The record is from RefSeq and is a predicted model, not a curated record. Gene Ontology annotation, biological process: peptidyl-threonine phosphorylation; peptidyl-serine phosphorylation; protein autophosphorylation. Lineage: Eukaryota; Metazoa; Arthropoda; Insecta; Coleoptera; Chrysomelidae.